Messenger RNA from Coregonus clupeaformis (lake whitefish), 2350 nucleotides. RefSeq names its product ATP-binding cassette sub-family C member 12-like. NCBI's taxonomy places the organism in Eukaryota, Metazoa, Chordata, Actinopteri, Salmoniformes, Salmonidae. Gene Ontology annotation, molecular function: ATP hydrolysis activity; ABC-type transporter activity; ATP binding. Gene Ontology annotation, biological process: transmembrane transport. The record is from RefSeq and is a predicted model, not a curated record. Gene Ontology annotation, cellular component: membrane.
CAGGGAUCUAACUGUUAGGCAUGGGACUGGCUGACUAGAGCACUGGAGCCAAGGUCUCCUAAUAUAAGCGUUAGGAUUUAGUUUCACUAACUACGCUACGGACUGCUCUCUCCUCUCCUCUAGAGCCAAGACACAAUGAAGAAUGUUUACCAGGCAUCAGAGAAGGAGAGCAUCUCAGGGCUGUCUAUCAGGAAAAUAAGUGAGAGUAUCAUAUGGAAUUCUGAAUCUAAUGCCGCCAUGGAGAUGAAUCCAGAUGGUCUACUGUCCCUGGACUACAGAGAAGAGGACCCCCCUCCCAACAAACACCUCAAGUACCACACCAGCCUGCAGAACAUGAUCCCAUUCCGCUUCUCAAACAAGUCCAACCCCAUGGACGAUGCAGGCUUCUUCUCCUUCACCUCGUUUGCCUGGAUGACUCCCAUGAUGUGGAGCCUGUUCAGGAACCGACUGGACAAGAGCUCCCUCUCGCUGUCUUCUCAUGAUGGGGCCGACACCAAUGGGAAAAGGUUUGAGAGGCUUUGGGAGGACGAGGUGGCCAAGGUGGGAAAACAGAACGCUUCUUUAGGUCGGGUCUUCAUGCGUUUCCAAAGGACUAGAUUACUAGUGGCGUUCCUCAUCUCCAUCCUGUUCACGCUUUCUGUAUUUAUUGGACCAGCGGUUCUGGUGUAUGAGAUCCUGAAAUACGCAGAGGCCCCUGAGGCGUCUACACUGGUCCAUGGUGUCGGUCUGUGUGUGGCUCUGUUCAUCUCAGAGUUCUCUAAAGCCUUCUUCAGCUCUCUACUGUGGGCGGUUAGCCUGAGGACAGCCAUCAGGGUGAAGAGUGCCUUCUCCACUAUCGCCUUCCAGAAGAUCAUCUCUCUUAGAUCCGUCGCCAACAUCUCCGUGGGAGAGAUGAUCAACGUGCUGACCAGUGAUAGCUACAGGAUGUUUGAGGCGGUGGUGUUUGGUACCUUUCUGCUGUGUAUCCCCGUGCUGCUGACUGUCUGCAUCAUCUACGCCUGCUACACCCUGGGGUACACCGCCCUCAUAGGAGUCUCUGUCUACCUCAUAUUCAUCCCCAUACAGUUUGCCAUGGCCAGACUGAUCCAAGUGUUCAGGAGGAAAGCGGUGAGCGUCACAGACACUCGUGUCCGCACCAUGAACGAGGUUCUCACCUGCAUCAAACUCAUCAAGAUGUAUGCCUGGGAGACCUCCUUCGAGAAGAAAAUCACCGACAUCAGGAAGAAUGAGAAGCAGCUGCUGGAGACGGCCGGCUACACCCAGAGUAUUAACUCCUCCAUCACAACCAUCAUCCCCACCCUGGCAACCAUCCUCACCUUCGUAGUCCACACCCUGCUGGGUCUGCCCCUCGGCACCUCUGAAGCUUUUACCAUCAUCGCCAUCUUUAACUCCAUGCGGUUCUCCCUGGGUUUGCUGCCGUUCUCUGUCAAAGCCCUAGCUGAGGGACAGGUAUCGCUAGCCCGGCUAAAGAAACUGCUGAUGACACAGAACCCGGAGUCGUACCUGGUCCAGAGACAUGGGUCCCUCUCGGCCCUGGUCAUGGAGAAGGCAACAUUCACCUGGGCCAGGCCUGAAGAACAGACUACCACUACAGCACCAAACACCACAUCCUCUCUGAAGGGAGGCAAGGUGGAACCACAGGGCCAGAAUGGGACUCACACACCGGGCAAGACCGAGGUCAUGCCCACCCUGAGAAACAUCUCCUUUAACCUGCCUAAGGGAAACCUGCUUGGUAUCUGUGGCAACGUGGGAAGCGGGAAGACAUCGCUGAUAUCAAGCAUCUUAGAACAGAUGCACCUGCAGCAGGGUUUGGUCACAGCAGACGGAGCGUUUGCCUACGUUUCCCAGCAGGCCUGGAUCUUCCACGGUACGGUACGAGACAACAUCUUGAUGGGAGAACCCUUCAACCAGACCAGAUAUAGGAGAGUGAUCAGUGCCUGUAGCCUGACACCAGAUCUGGCUGUUCUUCCCUAUGGGGACCAAACUGAGAUAGGAGAGCGAGGCCUGAACCUGUCUGGCGGUCAGAAGCAGAGGAUCAGUCUGGCCAGAGCGGUCUACUCCAACAAAGACAUCUUCCUGCUGGACGACCCUCUGUCUGCCGUGGACGCCCACGUAGGGAAACACAUCUUCGAGGAGUGCAUCAAGAAGACACUGAAGGGGAAGAGUAUCAUCCUGGUCACCCAUCAACUACAGUAUCUGGAGUUCUGUGACGAGGUACUGGUGUUGGAGAGUGGAACGAUUAAGGAGGCAGGGACACACAAAGCUCUGAUGAAAGCUAAGGGCCGAUACGCACAGAUGAUCAACAACUUCCAGAUGGAGCAUUCACAGGAACAAACUGAGGAGGAGCCGG